AUGUUGAGUCUGGAGGAUUUUGACGGGAGAGAGGUGAAGGAAGACCAGAGUUCCUUUAACGUCUUGUUAGAGGUUGCAGAAGUUGCAACUGAGAAAUUUGAGAGAGAGAAGGGACUGGAGAAGGAGAAACUCCUCAAGAGGUCGGUUGUGGUGGAUGAAGAUGAGAGGAAUACCAUGAAGAUGAGCUUCAAAGCUGUUGAAAGGGAAGAACAUGUUUUGAACUUCAAGAAGCAGAAGAUGAGCUUAGGGUUUGAUCCAACACCUAAUACGCUCAUGAAAGAGUGUCUAGUUGGGGAAAAGUCCUCGAGGAAGGAAAGUGCGUACCCAGAAUUUGACAAGGCAAAGCAUGAGAGACCAAUGAGAAAAAAGCUCCUCAAGAGGCCUAUAGACAGUGAAAGCUUAUUGAUCGAUGAAGAGAAGAAAGGCAUGAAAACAAGUUUUGAAGCUAUUGGCAGUGAAAGCUUAUCGAUUGAUGAAGAGAAGAAAGGCAUGAAAACAAGUUUUGAAGCUAUUGACAGUGAAAGCUUAUCGAUUGAUGAAGAGAAGAAAGGCAUGAAAACGAGUUUUGAAGUUGUUGACAAUGAAAGCUUAUUGAUUGAUGAAGAGAAGAAAGGCAUGAAAACAAGUUUUGAAGCUGUUGACAGUGUAGAAGAUGUUAUGAAAUUCAAGACAAAUAAGAGUUUGAAAUCUGAUACAGUUGAACCUGAUUUGCCUCAAGAAUUUAGGCAGCGAAUAAUGGAGUUGGGAGGCACUGAUAUAGUGUUGGUACUUCAAAAGAAGCUCUUCAAGGCUGACGUAAACGAGAUUCAAACUCGUUUCUCAAUUCCGCAGAACCAAGUCAAGAAUGAGUUUCUUACAGAGGUUGAAGUGAGCAGAAUUCACACACGUGAUGGCAAGAAAUUGAUGGCUAUAGAAGUACUAAUGAUUCAACCAGAUCUUCAAGAGAGCACACUCAAAUUUAAAAUAUGGGAUAUGAAGAAGGUAUCAGGAAGGACCAACUCAUCUUAUGUCCUAGUAGGCGGCUGGUACCCAAUUGCAGAGAGAAAUCACUUGAAGGUAAAUGAUCUUGUUCAAUUAUGGUCAUUCCGAAGAUGCGCAGAACUCUGUUUUGCUCUUGUGGUUGUGCAAAGAGCACGAGUUGAAGACGGAAACACCAACAGCAAUGCAGGUGGUGCAAGGGACUCUGCUGGUCAUGCUAUUUAAUAUGCUAAUGCGGGUAUUAGUAUCCAGGACUUUUGGCUUGGCUGGGUAAAAAUCGAAAUUGUUGGAGCAUACUGCUGACAAGCAUUGUGUAUUACAUGUUCUGUCUCGUUUAUUUCAACCCGCUGGGUUGGUAAUACUUAGCUAUGUACGUUAAUAACGGAUCCCAAAUGUCUACAGAUCUGAUGGAGAACUUCUAGGGUCCAACAGUCAAUGUUUGUACAAACUAGUUACAGUUUUUCCUGAGAUAGACUUUCAAAAUGUUUUGAUUGCUGAUGAUCUUGCUCUUGUGAAACGCUACAAUUUCUCCAUGCUUGUUUCAUUUGAUGUUUUAUGUUUCUUGUCUUUGCCGGAAAAAUUUUGGUUUAGAUCAA
Messenger RNA from Tripterygium wilfordii, 1574 nucleotides. RefSeq names its product B3 domain-containing protein At5g38490-like. NCBI's taxonomy places the organism in Eukaryota, Viridiplantae, Streptophyta, Magnoliopsida, Celastrales, Celastraceae. The transcript has 2 exons. Bases 1 to 1203 code for a protein of 400 amino acids. The record is from RefSeq and is a predicted model, not a curated record. Gene Ontology annotation, molecular function: DNA binding.